GGCAACCAAUCAAAAACUUAAAAGAGCCAGCCCGGGCCCGCGCUGAGCAGCAGCUCUCUAUUUACAUGUAAACCUAGGCGGCAGGACCCGGUUAACCCUUCCCGGGACUGAAGUGUCAAUGGGUUGCGCUGGCCGCUCCGGCUGAAACUGGUUCUUUCUGCGUACCGGACCCUCCGACGCCACCUGGUGCGGACACAGGCCUCGCGGGGGCGGGGGGGGUCUCCAUUCCACCUCGUGACUCGGGGUAGAGGCUCCGAAGUGUCCGGCCAACUUUCCCGAGGCCGGGGGCGACUCGAAGCCGGGUGCCUCCAUGGCCGUGACAGCGCCACGCGGGACGUGAGCGUGCACAGGGCCGGCCUCCCCGCAGCCCCGCUCGGCCUGGCCCGCAGAUGUCGCUGCCUCUCCGGCUGCCCUACUGCUCUCCUGCCCGGAGGCUGCGCGCCGUGCUCCUGUUUCCCUACUUCCGUGCCCCGGUCACUCCCCCGCCGUCCCCAGCCUGUUCGCAGGAGCCCGACUCCGAACCCGAAAGUGGCACCCCGGAGAGCUACGCGAAGGAGGAGGCUUGGCUCCCCUCCAGUGGCCACUGGGGGCGCGUGGGCGCCAUCCCGCAGGGCUGGGCGUGGCCGGGCCAACCGAGUGUCCAGCAAGCGCCACAGCCCCGGCACCGGCACCCACCCCCGCCCACCGUGGCCCGGGCGCCUCCCUCUGCCUCCUCCCAGAUCGCGGUGUCUUUUCGCUCGCAGUCCAUCCGCCCCACUGUGCUGGGCCGUCGUCCCUUGGUGGCGCAGGGCCCUCGGCGAACUAAGGACCGCCAGCUUGGAACUGCAAGCGCGAAGGACGUCGAGUUUAGGGUGAACAGCCAGAAUGAGCGGCGCUUGAGGAGCGUGGAGGAGCCUACGCCUGGUCUCCCGGUUCCCCGAUCUUUGGCCAUCAGAGGGGUCCCUGGUUACAGCCUGUAUCCAGGGAAGAGAAAUGGGAAACUGAGCAAGUCUGCCAGUGCCUCGCCAGAAAAAUAUCAGAGAACCUGCAGAAGAGUGACCCUGGAAUUCAAAGGAGUGGAAAAGCUUAGAUGAACUAUGACGAAGAUGGAUCAAAGAAUCCUGAAGCAAUAGAGCUUUUUAUACCUCCCUACCCCCUCCUAGCUCAGAGAAGAAGACCAAAAUGUGAAGUAAUUGAAGUGGAAUAAAACAUUAUCUGCUCUGUGGAAGGUUCAGCUGUCCUUACCAACGGAAAGUGUUCGAAGGCAUGCUUUAGACCCCAAACAUUCUUUUGCCACUGAAUUAAGUGUCGAUCUAGAAUCAGAAGGUUCGAUCUAGAAUCAGAACCCUCACCUUGGCUGGCCCUCUAUGGACUGAUCUCCCUUGAGUGCACACUGGUGUUGCCAAAAAGAUUUUUGUGUAGCCCUUUUUUACACAAAUACCCACACACGCACCCCUGAAAGUCAGCUCAUGAGUGUCCAGGACACACCGUUUAGUCCUUAGAUCUUUGAGAACCAGCAGGGUCAGGAUAGCGAGAUAGGCAUUAUGUACUUUUCAUAGAGGCCAGAAAAGAAGUUUCCAGACUUUGUAGGUAUACAAACUUUGUAGGCUGUCUGGGACUAUCUGAGUACAGUUAUUGGAGGGGGUGGGGUGGGGGUCCA
Molecule: messenger RNA, 1639 nt
Organism: Arvicola amphibius (Eurasian water vole)
Lineage: Eukaryota; Metazoa; Chordata; Mammalia; Rodentia; Cricetidae
Exons: 1
Coding region: 390-1073 (227 amino acids)
Source: RefSeq, a predicted model, not a curated record